Messenger RNA from Penicillium digitatum Pd1, 1143 nucleotides. Its product is annotated as TauD/TfdA dioxygenase family protein. NCBI's taxonomy places the organism in Eukaryota, Fungi, Ascomycota, Eurotiomycetes, Eurotiales, Aspergillaceae. The record is from RefSeq and is a predicted model, not a curated record. Gene Ontology annotation, molecular function: 2-oxoglutarate-dependent dioxygenase activity. Gene Ontology annotation, cellular component: cytoplasm.
AUGGCUCCCGCCCUCACUGAAACAGUCAGCCUUCGGGCCCCGCCUGUUUCCCUCCCGCUGAAGGCAGACAGUGGCUACAACAAGGAAAACUUGAUCGGAUACAAGAUCGAAAAGGAGCGGGAAAUCAAAGGCACGGACAAGGUACCGCCUUUAUCCUAUCCGGAGUAUCUGCCCGUUUGGGAUAACGAGACAGAAAGAUAUCCACCACUGGAGCUCUUCGAGCACUAUGACCACGGCAAAGAUGCCGACCCUUCUUUCCCAGACCUGCUACCUAAGGGCCAAGUCGAGAUCGACCAUAUCACUCCCUACAUUGGCUCUGAGAUCCAUGGUGUGCAACUAAGCCAACUUUCGGAUAAGGGCAAGGAUCAAUUAGCCCUCUAUGUUGCACAGCGACGAGUGGUCGCCUUCCGCGACCAGGACUUUGCGUCCCGUCCAAUUCAAGAAGUUGUCGACUAUGCCGGCUACUUUGGCCGACACCACAUUCACCAGACCUCGGGGGCCCCCAAGGGGUUCCCAGAGAUCCACCUUGUCUUUCGCGGUGCUGAAGACCGCAUGGGCGAGACCUUCCUGAAGCAGCGCACCAACACGAUCACAUGGCACUCUGAUAUCACCUUCGAGAAGCAGCCCCCCGGCACAACUUUCUUGUACACCCUUGACGGCCCCACCAGUGGUGGGGACACCCUGUUCGCCGACAUGGUCCAGGCAUACAAGCGCCUGUCGCCUGGCUUCCAGGAACGACUCCACGGAUUGAAGGCCGUACACUCCGGCCUCGAGCAGAUUAAUGCUAGUUUGAAUCGUGGCGGCAUUGCCCGCCGUGAUCCUGUUACAUCAGAGCAUCCCAUUGUUCGGACUCACCCGGUAACCGGCGAAAAGGCACUUUACGUGAACCCUCAGUUCACCCGUUACAUUGUUGGAUACAAAAAAGAGGAAUCAGACAACCUCCUCAAGUUCCUGUACGACCACAUCGCCUUGUCGCAGGACAUUCAGGCUCGUAUUCGCUGGAGGGCUGGUACCGUCGUUGUCUGGGAUAACCGCGUGGUAUGCCAUUCUGCCGUUUUCGACUGGGAGGAUGGCCAGCGCCGACACGUCGCUCGUCUCACACCCCAGGCUGAGCCUCCCUAUGAGACACCCUUUGAUGGAUAG